Daphnia magna is the source of this 4254-nucleotide messenger RNA. RefSeq lists its product as uncharacterized. The transcript has 14 exons. The record is from RefSeq and is a predicted model, not a curated record. NCBI's taxonomy places the organism in Eukaryota, Metazoa, Arthropoda, Branchiopoda, Diplostraca, Daphniidae. The coding region runs from base 878 to 4114 and encodes 1078 amino acids.
CUCGUCUCUCUGCUUGUAUCUGCAUGCACGUAGAUUUACCCGGCCUACUUCUUCAUACCUCACUCAGCCAUCUGGCCUACUAGCGCCAAACCAACGAAUUAUUUUCACGACAUCCAUAUUCAAUUUCACCAUUGUGUGUGUGUUUUUUUUUUUUUUUUUUUUUUUUAUGUUCGGCAGUGCCCAUGACGUAGAAUGGUAGGCAAACCAAAGUGCUUAGUGAGAUCAUGCAACAAUAUUCACCCAGUUCCCAGAGGUUGUUCAUGGCAUCAAUGGCCAGCACAAGAAACUGCCAUACAUCGGUGGAUGAUUGCAUUACGGGAAAAUAAAGCCGCCACAGGAUUUUCGGAGCAUAGCCUUCCUGAUCUCGAAGGCCAAAGAAUUUGCAGUGAUCAUUUCGAAAAGACGUGUUUUAAAGAAGGUGUUGUAAGAAGACUGAAACCAACUGCAGUUCCUACCAUUUUCAAGCUACCAACACAUAAGGAUCCAACAUCAUCAACAACUAUUUGGAAACAACAUACUGUUGAGUCAAGUAGUUCACAUCAAAAUAAAAAUACUGCAACUAAAACAAUUCUGAUAGCAGCAUUACCAACAAGUGUGCAACAAAGCACAGGCGUACAUCAAGAUCACAGUGAUUUGGCCAGACAAGCUGACUGCAUCAAUAUGGGACAUCAGUUCGGUCAAGCAAACAAAGAAACACCAAAAAGGAUCGGUGCGAAGUGCUACGUAAAGGGGUGCAAAUCUGGAUAUGAUUCCUGCAAGGAAAGCAUACACUUUUUCAAACCAAAAGAUGAAAAAACAGUGUACGUAUGGCAAAAGCUUAUAGGUCGGAACGAUUUGAAACUGGGAAAAUUUCACUCGGUUUGCCACAAGCACUUCGAUGAUGCAGAUAUUAUCAAAGAGACAACAGUUCAAGGGGAUAAAGGCCAAGCGGCAGCCUGUGACCCAACACGUUGGAGGCUUGUUGGUGGAGCCGUACCAAAAUAUUUUCUUGGGAAUCCUGCAAGGUGAAUUACAACAAUUUAGGAAAAUUGCAAUAAGGCCUACGGAUUUAAGAUCUCCUGCUCCUGCUGCGACACCUAUUGUUGUGCCGAAGACAAUUGUACGCAAGGAAGCCACAAUGAUGCCGCAAACUAAGCAACAAGACACUAUAGAAGGAACACUUCCUGAAAAACCUCCGGUUGCCCCUCAAAAAACUUAUAGCAACCGGAAAAAAUCUCAGGCUUUGGCUAAAUCACCUAUUCUGCAUUCAGAUAAUGAUGCCAGUAGAAACCUUGGUGAAUCUGACAAUUUUACACUAAAAAGCGCCUUAAAUCCGAAGGAAACUCUCAUUACGCUUCCAUCUUCACCGGCAGGAAAUUCUGCGAAACUGUCACAACCAGCUCGAAAUAGUUUAAUAAUCAGACCAAAUGUGCCUGAAGAUUCAAGUGGAUGUGAAGUGAGAGUUAGUAAUCAAGACAAGCAGCUGUCAUUGCCUAACAAAACAGUGCAGGCGGAUAUGAUCUUGCCGAAACAAGCUGCUCUUCCUUCAACAUGGAUUUGCCAACCAGGACUUCUAAUUAGGCCGAAUAUGCCUGUGCAUGGUGAUCGCGCAAUUUGUAUUUCUGCUCAGCAGAUCCAACAAUUUCCGGUACCUUAUAUCGUUGCACAUCAGAACCUGCUGAACCCUAAGGAAGCUGUUCUUCCUCCAUCGUGGUCCUGGCAAGAAAAUUAUCUGCCGAAAAAACAGUCAAUUUGCUUAAAAUUUAAAUGGCUGGAAGAAAACAACUUAUUCGAGUUCACCAAGUCCGUCAUAGUCAGCGAGGGCGUAUGUUCAAACAACAUAGGCACCCCUACCCAUACCAUUCGCUACUUUGUUCGAGGGCGGCAGGUUUAUCACCGAACUCUAAAUUCGCAGUUCUCUACGAUCAAUGAACUUACUUCCUACUUGAAGCUUUAUGAUGACAUUCCAGAAUGUGUUGGUUAUGCAGAUAAGAAAUUAUACGAAAAUUCACUGCUAUCAAAAUUUCCAAACGCGAGUGGAAGUCAAUCGAAUUCAUGCCUUCUGUUGGCGUCGGAGAGAAGCAACCUGUGCUCCUAUUGUUUGUCUUUGACGACGCCCACGAUUCAACAUCGCAUAGUGAUCUAUACCAACAGUUUACCAAUAACAGAUUGUUUUCCUACAACGGACUCUCAAGAUGUUAUCGCAUGUGGCAACGUCACGACUCAUGGCAAGGAAAUCGUGCGCAAUGUUCUUCUACCUAAUGGUAAUGCUGGUAUUCCUGUAAUUGCAGAGGAAGGAACAAUUUCCGAAAAAAAUCCAGAUCCGGAAGCCGUUACGCUGCCUGUUACAAGUGAAUUUGUUGGCAGUUAUGUUCCAAAAUCAGAAGAUCUUGAAUCAGUCUUAAUCAAACUAAGCAGUCCCUUUGAGUCAUCAAGCUACCCGUUGUUCCUCUAUCAUUUGCAAACAUGGUGCUGUGGUAUUUAUGCUCCUUCUGAAGUGUCUGUCCUCCCAUCAGCGACCUCUGCAUCGGCUACACCGACACUGGAUGAAGGACAACCGAUCAUACAUGACUGGACUUCAUUUAGCCAACCAACCUUCUUGGUUUCACAACCACAGCGCGUGUACUGCCGACGUAAACGCGCUGCUGCAAGGCGGAUGAAAGAAAUAAAGGGGGCACUAAUCAAGUGGACCGAUGUUGAGAAUAUGGCAUAUAACAAUGGAAAAGUCCACGUCACUUUGAAGGGACAACCUGCUGUCCAGAAUAACCUACCCCGAGUGUUUCACGACGAAAUGGAUUCCUAUGAUGGCGACUCCAACGAAUUAAAUAUCAAGAAAAAUGGACGCUCACCUAGUUAUAGCAGUUUGUCGGAAAGUGAAGAUUCGUCGAUUGUAAUAAUGGAUGAUGAUAGCGAAUAUUCGCCGAGUGGAAGCAGCAGCACUGACGUUGAAGAAAAUGAGAGCGAUGAAAACGAUCUAGCGUUGGCCGAGCGUCUUUUACGAACAGAAAUCCACUUAAAGAGAAGGUUGCAAAGGAAAUUCCUAUGGUACUCGAAGAUGCUUACUAGGAGCAAAGAAAUAGGUCGUUCUAUUUUAAAGGCAUCACAAGAAUUUGAGGAUAGAUGCCGAAAUGGAAUAAUAAAGCAGCAAAUUGUCAAGAAAUCGGGCCCUAAAAAACAAUGCAAUGAAUGCGGAAAAAUGAUCCAUGCCAAGGGGUUCCAAGAUCAUGUCAAACUUCAUAGCGGCAUAAAGUCACACUUAUGCGAGCUAUGUGGUCGAGCAUUUGUGUUUAGAUCCAGCCUGAAUUCCCAUAUUCGGCUAAAUCAUCGUGGAAUAUCACGCACCAAACCGCCCAAAAAUUUUAUGUGUAGUACUUGCGGUCAUACUGUAAGUUCAAAGGAACGUUUGGGAAUUCAUGAAAGGAUUCACACCGAUGAAAGGCCAUUUGAUUGCAAAUAUUGUGACAAAAAAUUUCGCGAGAAAGGCACUCUUGUACGCCACAUUCGAACUCAUACAGGUGAGAGACCAUAUGCUUGCAACAUCUGUGGGAAAUCUUACCGGUCAAGGUUCGCGUACGUCAGUCAUCAUAGAACUAAACAUGAAACAAAAGAAAAAGAAGUGAAAAAGGAUCCGAUGGAGGACCGACGCAAACACCCUAAAAUCGGUUAUCGCUGUGAAUACUGUGGAAAGGAGUUUUGUCAAGGCCGAAUCUUGGCAUACGAAAAACAUCUCACCACCCACACAGGUGUUUCUGCUGCUAUUCCUUGCACACAGCCUGGCUGUGAUUUCACAUAUUCAGAUAUGACGCAGCUAAAGGAACACACAUUGGCACAACACCCUGAAAAGGCAUACACAUGCGAUGUGUGUAACAAAAUCUUUCUCACGAAGCAAACUCUAACAGAUCAUCGGUCAAUGCACGAUCCAACUCGAGGCUUCCAGUGCUCGUUUUGUCCCGUAAAGUUGACGGUUAAGUCAAGUCUGAUUGCUCACGAAAAGCUUCACACCCGGGAAACACCACACGAAUGUUCUUUUUGUGAAAUGCGUUUCCAUAGCACUUAUCUGUUGCAGAUUCACAUGCGCACUCAUCAGCCUAGUCAGCUCAAAAGAAAACGCUACAGAAAACCGGUUGAGAAAUAGUACCAAAAUUCUCCAUCAUGAUGUUAUUGGCGGGUUAAACAUUCUGCUUUCAUUUGUGUGACAAACCUUUGUUUGAAUUCCGAUAUUCCAAUGGAUUUCGUUAUGUGCCAGAUGUGGAAUAGAAAAAUGUUUUCAAGAAA